AUGCCGGAACCAGCGAAGGCGUCAGCGCCCAAGAAGGGCUCCAAGAAGGCGGUGACCAAGGUCCCCGGCAAGACCGGCAAGAAGAGGAGGAAGUCCAGGAAGGAGAGCUACGCCAUCUACGUGUACAAGGUGCUGAAGCAGGUGCACCCCGACACCGGCAUCUCCUCCAAGGCCAUGGGCAUCAUGAACUCCUUCGUGAGCGACAUCUUCGAGCGCAUCGCCGGGGAGGCCUCCCGCCUGGCUCACUACAACAAGCGCUCCACCAUCACCUCCCGGGAGAUCCAGACCGCCGUCCGCCUGCUGCUGCCCGGGGAGCUGGCCAAGCACGCCGUGUCCGAGGGCACCAAGGCCGUGACCAAGUACACCAGCUCCAAGUGAACUGCGGAGACCCGCUUCCACCCAACGGCUCUUUUAAGAGCCACCCACCGGCUGCCUGGAGACAAACUGUCCUGAUGCUUCCAUGUUCACACACACACACCUGCUUCGUCCUCCAGUUCCCAUGAGGCUCAACAGAGCCGGGUGGAGGGUUCAGGUCCCACGGGUCACAUGGUUCAUAUGAAUCCAAAUGAGACCCAUCACGCAUCGAUAUGAUCAAAACAGCAGCUACUGAUUUAAACAUCUAACUAGAACCCAACAUUUCGCUUGCAGCACCUUCACCUGACACGUGUUCGAACACUUAACAGAUGAUAGAUCAGGUGUAAAGGAAGUGACGUGUUAACACUGACUGUUCAGUGUAGAUGAUUCAUACAAUAAUGAACUGGGACAGAUCGAUCAAUGGUCAUUAUUAUAUAUUAUCUGUCAACGCAGCUGAACAGGAACCAUUAACCAUGGAACUCACUUCAGUCCAUGUCCCGUGUGCUCACAUGGAGCAGCAGGGUCUAGUCCCGCAGCUGAUGUGUGUGGUUCAGUUUGAUGACAGCUGAUGGGUCACAUAGGGACAUGAACCCAGCUCUUAACAACUAGUUCUGAGAGGACGAGGUGAAGUGACACGUGUUGACAUGUGUCACUUCACCAUGAGAAGGGAAACACUGAUGUGGUGUUACCGGGCUUCGUUGAGGAGAUUCUGCCAAACUGUGUUUUACCAGCAAUAUCCGAAUUUUGGAUCGAUAAAGAACACAUGUAUUCUUUUAUAUGUAUUUAUCAAAUAGUCUGUGAAUGACUACUAAAUUAUAUUUUAAAAAGAGAAGAGAUAUGGCCUCUUAUAAGCCACUAAUAUAUAUUGUCUAAAUAAAUGUAUUAAUAACGUAACAAGGUAAAACUGGUAGUGUGUCACUGAGCCGGGUCAAUCUUAACAUUUUAGAUCAAUAAACUACAGAAUAUAAAAGUCA
This is a messenger RNA of Pleuronectes platessa (European plaice), 1328 nucleotides long. Its product is annotated as histone H2B 1.2. Gene Ontology annotation, cellular component: nucleosome. Bases 1 to 378 code for a protein of 125 amino acids. Lineage: Eukaryota; Metazoa; Chordata; Actinopteri; Pleuronectiformes; Pleuronectidae. The record is from RefSeq and is a predicted model, not a curated record. Gene Ontology annotation, molecular function: protein heterodimerization activity; structural constituent of chromatin; DNA binding. The transcript has a single exon.